Molecule: messenger RNA, 5059 nt
Organism: Harpia harpyja (harpy eagle)
Lineage: Eukaryota; Metazoa; Chordata; Aves; Accipitriformes; Accipitridae
Product: cell surface glycoprotein CD200 receptor 1-B-like
Exons: 4
Coding region: 245-1153 (302 amino acids)
Biological process (GO): regulation of neuroinflammatory response
Cellular component (GO): external side of plasma membrane
Molecular function (GO): signaling receptor activity
Source: RefSeq, a predicted model, not a curated record
AGACUUUGUGCAAGUUCUGCCGCAGAGUUUGUCUUCCCACGGUAACACUAUGCAGAAGGCCAAUGGUCAGAAACCAAAUACCAAUACCAUUUCCUCUCUGUUCACCAAUUCUCAGCACAGGAAGCUUUGUGCUAGGAGAACAGGUGCUAGAAGAAGAACAACGACCUCUUUGUAGCUGCACUGCAGGGCUCCCAGGAGCACAGAAAGAGCAGUGACUCUGGCUGCUGAGGAUCACUGGCAGGGGAUGACACGGAGCUCACAGCAAGCUGGAUGGUGCAAGAAACCCACAUCACCCACAAAUGCAAGAGCUACUUUGAAAGUUGUCAGGAAGACCAUGUACACCAUCGUUCUGCUCAACAUCACUGCAGUCACAGGAGCUACAGGGAACAACAGAGUGUCAGCGACAGUAGGUAACAGCUGUGUGCUCACCUGCCCUCCCAAAUCAAAUAUAACUACGGUAACAUGGAAAAUAAGCCCCAAGGUUGGAGGCCUCUGCACCUUGGGCUACAGGGCUGAUCAGAACAAGACAGACAGAACAAACUGCAGUGACAGCAUCAACUGGAAAUUCAGACCAGAUCGGGACCCUGCCCUUGAGAUAUGGCUAGUAGGAAUAGACCAUGAGGGAAACUACGCCUGCGAAGUAGUAGCAACAGAAGGGAAUUUCCACAAGACGUACGACCUGACCGUGCUAGUGCCCCCAAGGCUGACCAUGUACUGUGAUGACCACGGGAACCCCGUGUGCAAGGCAACGGCAGGGAAGCCGGCUGCCCAGAUCUUGUGGGUCCUAGAGAGCAACUCCACCCCCAAGGAAGAAGGCCAUGACAACGGGACAGUGACUGUUCUCAGCACGUUCACAGCAUACAGCAACAACGUGACUAAUACAACCUGCAUUGUGUCCCACCCAGCUGGGAACCAGAGCAUGACCAUAGCCUGUCAUCCCCCAGAUAGUACAUGGCUUCUCCACUGUGUCAUCAGCCUUGCUAGUCUCCUGGGCCUCCUCUUCCUGCUUGCUGUACUUCAUCUCUGCACCUUCUGUGAUAGCAGGUAUGUAUGGGACAUGAUACACACAAACCCCUUUGGCCAGUCCUGGGGAAGUUUGGAAGGGCUUCUGAUACUAAUUCAUGUCAUGUGUGGUCACCUCAGUCUGUCAUGAACACACCAGUUCAGCACAUGUUCAUGGAGGUUUGUCCGAGGUCUAUAACACCACAGCUGGGGCAGAGGGGGAGGGAGUCCAUACAUGAGUGUUAGAGACCUUCCUGCUGCCAUACUUCUUUCAGAAGCAAAAUUACAAAGGGAAUGGUUAGUUUUUUCCACCCAGUUGAGGGAUACGAACAAAGAUUGCCAGGCUAUGAAGAUUAAAGAGGCAGCAAAAUAUCUUUCUGAGCUUGGAGCCAGACUUUUGGUGCAUUUUGUCCUACUCAAAGGAAGCCAGGGAAGGCAGGGCCAAUGUAGAAAUGCAGGAAGUAUUGCAUGAGAGCAGAACAGGUCUGCCGUUGUAACUGCUCAGGAGUUCUGGCGGCAGUCUGGCAGCUUGGCCGAUUACUCUAUCUGAGCUAGCCUCUCUGUCACAAGGUGCAAUUGCUGCCCAGAAUUACAGUACAAACACCACAGAGGCAGAACUAACGACUGUGUUCAAGUCACUUGAGCUCCACGCUUUGCCGGGGCUGUUGGCAGCUCUCUGUUUGGUGCCGCCUGGAGCACGGCCAGCUCUGGUCAUGCUCAUGUGAGAUCACAGAUAUAAAGCCUUACAUUCUUUUGUUUCUCUACCAAAUAAAGGGGAGGAAUUCUGUUCUUACAUUCCUAGAGCCCCAAAUUGCAUUCCCAAACAGCCUUGUCCUCGCACUUACAGUAUUGGUGUCUUGUUUCCUAGAACAAUGAGAAGCCAGUAUAAGCCAAGGAAUCUUCCAUCUGCAGAGCUGUCUGGGCCUAAUUCUAACUCAGCACCUGAGCAGAGAUGAAAGAAACUCCCAGUAUGCCUCAGUCAGCAAUGUGACAUGCAGCAGGGACUUACCAGUACCAAAGCGUUCAGGAGAAAGAAGCAAAUACCUGCAAUGCAGCUGGUGUAACUGUGCAGAAACAUGGCAUGCAGGGCAGAUCCUACCUGAGCCUUGUCAGCUCUGUCUUCCAUCAUCUCUCUAGUGCAACUAUAGAUGCUCUUACUACUCAUGCAAGCAUCAAUUUUUUUUUUAUAAAACCACAUCUAACAUAUAUGCAAUAGGAAAUUCAUGUUGUAUAAAAUGAGGUCACUCCAUUUCAAAUACAUUGUAUUCUAGUAUUUAAGUAUCAUGUCUUAUAGGAUAAAAUAAAUCAGAAGAAAUUUUCUUGCAUACUAAUGAGCAGCAACCUUCUCGGGAUAAUCACACAGGACUGAAGCUAAAUUUGAGCAACUCUCAUUUUCACUAUAAGAAUUUUGAAGUGUUUCACCAACAGCUAGAAAAAAGGGAGAGAGAGAGAAUGCUUGAGCUUGAGUAGUUAUGGCUACAUGAAGCACAGAAAUUCUUACAAUCUUGAGAUCUAAGCCUCACACUCAUUUACCUCUUUGCAUAAUCCAGAGAGCUGCAGCCCACAGAACACACAGCUCUCUAGUAUUAAUUUCUUUAAAUUACAUCUUUAAAAACAUCUUACUGGUCCUAUCACAAGGGACCCCUUGAGUUUAAUCUUUCAUUCGAUGACAUACUGCCACUACUAAGCCUCUAAACAUAGCUGUGCCUCUUCACUAUUUCUUAACUUCUAUUCUGAAUAGACAUGACUAGAGCUGAAUAUUACUAUGCAGCCAAAACUUCAAAGGAAAUGCAGGUAUUUCAGACCCGCCUCACUCCUCCGUGCUCAGCAGAAAUCCACGGCUUGUUGUUACUGUACAGAAGACUCUAUUUCAAACUAUAAUAUGUCUGGAGACCUUUUCCACUUGCUACAGCCAUUCAAUUUCCUAAAUCUCUGCAAUGAGAUGUUAAUGAUAUUCCUGUGAGAUGUCAGCUUACCUAAGGGCAGAAGUGGGAAGGUACUGCAGGAGCAUCUUUGCUAAGCAUGCUACCCUGUGUUUGUGCAUCUCACGUGCCCGGGUUACAGAGCUCUUAGGCCUUUCUAUGCUCUUCACAACCCUUCCAAUCCCAGACUAAGUCUUUUUAUUUUUCCUUCUUCUUUUUUUGCCAUAGCUAUUCAAGCAUUUAAUUUUGGGGUGUAUCAGUUGCAGAUCUCUAGCUCUCAGGCAGCAAGCUGGGCUUAGAAUUGGGGCAUUAAUAUGUUAAAGAGAAGGUAAAACACCGAAGGCAAGGUACUAAACUCCUCUGGGCUUUGGGGACUCUUUAAGAAGGGCAAGACUGCACAAGUGUCCACAAAUCUCAGCUGUUCUGAAGGCAUCAGUGAAUCUCAGCCAGAUUUAUUAGCUUUGUUGUAGUGCCUUGCACACACAGACCAGGUUUAAGACUGAUAAGAUAGGGCAAUUGCCCAGAUCCCCAGGCCAAAAGAAUACCUAAGGCUCAGUUAGAUAGCAUUACAAGUGCAGGGAAGAGGAGAGGGUAGAGAACAGGGAACUCCACAGCUUCCACAAAGCCGGAACACGAUCCUGAUCUUUGUUGUUCGUUCAUUGCUUCUACCCAUGACCGACCACAUCUCAAGCUUUAUGAGCCUUAUUUCACAUCUGAACCAGCUACUGAAGGAGCCAGGGCCAAACCUCACCUAAACUUCAGUAAUAAAAAAAUUAAGCUUUUCAGUCUCAGCACACUAACAUAUAGAAUAGUUACCUAGCUUUAUACAGAAAAGGAAAUGCCGUGUCACUGCACUCCCCCGUGCAGCUUUUCUACCACUACUUUGCUGCCCGUCACCCUUUCCUGGUGCAACAGAUAAACUGGUGUAAAUCACUGCCUGGGGCCAUUUCUGCAGAAUGGCACCUGCAGGAUGCAGACAAUGAUUCUGCUGGCACAGCACCAUGAAACUGUUCCUUUCACGUUUACAAACACAGGCCCAUUCCAUCCAUCUGUUGUCACAUAUGGCUGUUUGGUCGCAACAGAAUCUGAACUCUGCAGAGCUGACACACAAUGCGAAUGAACUCAGAGACAAGAGCUAGAGGAAUAAACAAUUCAGAGGCUCACAAAAUUACUGCUAAUUCUUUGUGGUAACCUAACCGCUUUAUCAAAAGGCCAGCAAGCAGAAAACCACACUGACUUUAGUUGAUAUUUGUAGCUAUCCUAGUAACUGAAUUUCCACAGUGCGCAUCACCUGACCGCACGCAGAUUAUACUCAGCUAAAUCUCAUCUCUGCAGCAGCUAAGCAAGCGUUGAGCACCUACACAUACAAACCUACAUGCAAACACACAGCUUCUCCACCAGCAGUCUCAUUUUGUGUUAAGACCAUCUGCAAAGCUGCGAAUCUGCUUGGCUCUUACUAAGUAUAUUACAGACAAAGGAAGUACACAGAGAAGACUCAUCUUCUUUUCCUCUCUUCACAAACUGCAGGGCAAGAAAAUUUCAGAGAUACCAACAAGGUCAUGCCGUAGGUUAGCAACAGCCCACCAGUGUCGGUGGUAUUCAGGACGUGUGCUUGUUGAGCUCUACUUGCUACGUGUCUUUUCUCUAGAUUGGUCAGGUCUCCAGGAGAGAGGAAAAUAUCUCACAUCCUUUGUUGCAGUUUCCAUUCAAAUGGCUCAGUCUCUCUACCCUCCAUCAGGGAUAAAAGAAAUCAAACUCACACACCAGAGUCCACAGGGUUCUGUAACCAGCCUUGCCCCUACUCCUUGGUCUAUUUACUCCCAAAUCCUUCUGCAGGAGGGAGGAUAAAGCAACCUAAGCUUUCUACAGUCAGAGUUUCAGUCCAGUCUCCUAGGCAACUACCGGAGCAACUAAGAACAUUUCUUCCUUUCUCUCACUGGACACUCUUCUUAUUGGCCUGUUCACCACAUGAUAACAACAGAUUUGAUUUCAAUGUGCUAGAUUGAGCUCAGAGCUGUUUAGGUAUUAAUUGGCAGGCUUCUGUGUUUGCCAUGAGGCUUGCUUGCCUUACUGUAUAUUAGAGUCCAGUGCUCAUUAGUGGUUGCUUUUGUUGCUUGCUGUACUGCUUAUCAUCU